This is a messenger RNA of Paramecium pentaurelia, 1044 nucleotides long. The record is from the annotation of a GenBank genome assembly. Lineage: Eukaryota; Ciliophora; Oligohymenophorea; Peniculida; Parameciidae.
AUGUAAAACUAAGAAGUGAGCGAAUUAGUUAAAUCUUAAGUCAUUCAUUUGCUUAAUGAUUAAACAAAAUCCUAAAUCCUCUAAUCUAAAGAUAGAGAUGAUACUGAAAUUAAUAAUGUUGAGUUUGAGAUUGAUGAUGUUAAUGAAUAAUAAUGCUAUGAUGCUUAAAAUACAAAAUCUGAAUCAAAAAUUGACUAAUAAAUAAAUAAAAUUUAAGAUCUUAAGUAAAAAAAAGAAGAGCUUGAGUAGAAGUUGAGAAAUUAAAAUCAAUAAGUAAAUUAACUUGAAGAAAAAUUAAAAAAAUAACAAGAAAGUAAUAAUGUGUUCGCUAGACAACUUUAGUCUGCUUAAGAGAAUAUGCAAGAUUAAUAAUGGAUUUAAAAAUAGUCAGAAUAUUAAUAAAUUUUACAUAAAUAUGAGGAAGUCUUAACUUAAGAAAAUGAUAAAGAACUUAAAGAUAUUUAUAAAGAAUAUUAUAAUAAAUCAAAUAAAGCAAGAAAUUAGCAAUAAAGAAUAUAAAAUAGUAUAGAAUUGGAAAAAUAAUUAAAUUUAGAAUUUGAUUAAGUUAAUAAAGAAAUCGAUGAAAUUAAAAAUAUAUUGGAUAAAGAAAUUAAUGAAGAUAAUAUAAAUGACUUAUAAUAAUUAUUGAUAUCAAAUAAUGAGUCAAUUAUUGAAACAAUGGAGUAAUAAUUAGAAAAUAAAAAAUAAAAUAUCGAAGUAAUUUAAGAAGACAUUAUAAAUCUCUCAAAAUAAUUAAAUGAAGCAGAAGAUAAAUUUAGAAAUAUAUUUAUAAUUUAUAAUGAAUAAAGAAAAUUAAUAAAGGAGUUGAUGGUUAAUAAUAAUUAAGUUUAAAAACCAAUAUAAAUUGGUAAAUAAAAAGUGAAUUCAAAAAGAUCAUCUAUAAAAAUGAAGAAUUGUUAAAUAUCUAGUGUUAUUUAAAACUUAUGUUCAGGAUUUAUAAUUUUAUUUGGAGGUUUCUUGAUGUUCAUAUUAUUAUAAGAUAUUUACAUAUCUAAUCAGUAACAAUAAUAUUAUUUUAAUUGA